Messenger RNA from Sabethes cyaneus, 808 nucleotides. RefSeq names its product peptidyl-prolyl cis-trans isomerase 5. Lineage: Eukaryota; Metazoa; Arthropoda; Insecta; Diptera; Culicidae. Gene Ontology annotation, molecular function: peptidyl-prolyl cis-trans isomerase activity. Gene Ontology annotation, biological process: protein peptidyl-prolyl isomerization; protein folding. The transcript has 3 exons. Gene Ontology annotation, cellular component: intracellular membrane-bounded organelle. The record is from RefSeq and is a predicted model, not a curated record. Bases 103 to 705 code for a protein of 200 amino acids.
AUUCCAGCAAGAUUGGUUGGGAUUUAGAUUUUUUCUUUCGGUUUUAGUUCAUUUCUGAUCGGCAUUUGGAACUUUUUCUGAACUGUGAACAAUUUAGUGAAAAUGAAGCUGUUUAUUUUACUUAGUGUUCUGCUGGUUGGAACAUUUGCUCAAGAUGGCCCGAAAGUUACGGAUAAGGUGUUUUUCGACAUAACCAUUGAUGGUAAACCGGAAGGACGCAUUGUAAUUGGGUUGUUCGGUGGAACCGUUCCGAAAACCGCUAAAAAUUUUAAAGAGCUUGCCGAGAAGGAAGAGGGCGAAGGCUACAAGGGCAGCAAGUUCCACCGGGUCAUUAAAGACUUCAUGAUUCAGGGAGGCGACUUCACCCGUGGUGACGGAACCGGCGGUCGGUCGAUCUAUGGCGAACGGUUCGCCGACGAAAACUUCAAGCUGAAGCAUUACGGAGCCGGCUGGCUGUCGAUGGCUAAUGCCGGAAAGGACACCAACGGGUCGCAGUUCUUCAUCACCGUUAAGGCGACCAGCUGGCUGGACGGACGUCACGUCGUGUUCGGCAAGGUGCUGGAGGGUAUGAGCGUAGUGAGGAAAAUCGAAAACGCCAACACUGAUGGGCGUGACCGUCCGGUGAAGGACGUCGCGAUUGCCGAUUCCGGUUCACUGCCAGUGGAUGCUCCGUUUUCAGUGGAGAAGAGCGACGCUCGAGAUUAGAUCAUCACUAAGGUGAGACCCUACGGGUGACGCUAUUGCAUGAAGGCAUUUAAUGUGUGAUUUAAUCGGAAGAAAUUUUAGAAAAAACGAGAACAAAUUUUAA